UUGAGCAAAACUACCAGUGGGUACAGGCAUUAGUACUUGUUCGACGUUCCAAAAGAAGCGACGUUUACCGGUCUUAGUGAAUCGUUUCUAAUAUCAACAGUGUGUGUGUGAGCCACCAUCUGUGUAGGAAAACAACACAGCAUUUUUGAUAACACGGGAGCGUACACCUGUCGUAUACUGUUAUGUAUCUACGUGUCAAUACGGGGGAACCGUUAAAGCAGCUGAAUCUGACGUAUCAUGAUCAGUUGAAUGUGAGUAUACCGUUCCAUUGCAGCAAUACUGUGAAGAAACAUUCUAUUGAACAUCAUCCUGGUAUGGAGUUGGUGGCUGUUCAACUUUUAGGUAUAGUGGGGAUGUUUGGCAGCAUGUUAGCAGCCUUUAUGGUGCCAUACUUGUGUGUUGCCCGCUGGCCAGCAACUCUACGUGGCAUCAGGUAUCAGCUAGCUCUCAGUCUAGCAAACUGUUUCUCGGGGGGAGUCUUUCUGGCUACAUUUUUUGUGGGGCUACUUCCCGAAGUGCGAGAGAUGUUUGAAGCAAUUUUAGAGGUGAAGGGCAUUCACACUUCUAUUCCAGUUACUGAGUGUAUGGUCUUCGUUGGAUUUUCCCUUGCUUUGUUGAUCGAACAAGUAGCGCUAGACUAUCAAGAAAAAAAAUCUGCCGUCCUUUCAACAAACUCCAGUUCCUCCAUCAAUAUAGACAAGAAUGACUUUCAAACAAAUUCUGGCCCACGCAGGUCAAAGAAUAACUUAAAAUGUCAAAGUCGAGAACCACUUCUCCCUGGUGCUAGUCAAUCAACGGAAGAAGAAGAUACAGAUUCAAAAACCACAAAGACUAUAUCUAACCAUGUAAGUAAAUCAGACACUGACCAGACAUCCUCCGAUGACGAUUAUACCGAUAAACUAGAAAGUUCUCCACUAGCUACAAGUGGCCACAGUCAUACAAGUGGACACGGGCAUUCACAUGCCGAUGUCAGUAGUUUAGUGCGUGAAGAGUCGGGUGUUCGUUUUCUUUUGCUGGUUUUGUCUCUUAGCGUUCACUCAAUAUUCGAAGGCUUAGCUUUAGGCUUACAGUCCAAUGUUGGUACACUGAUUAACCUGUUGCUUGGCGUUGCUGUCCACGAGUGGCUGGUAGCGUUCUCCAUGGGUGUUAAUAUCGCCCGUCUCAGUCUGUCACGUGGAGCUACUUUGCGGUUCGCUGCUCUGUUCUCCGCCACAAUUCCGGUAGGGCAGUUAGUUGGCUUGUUAGUUGGCAGCAAUCAGACUAUUGGUGGACAAACUGCCAGUGCAGUACUCCAAGCAAUCUCAGCGGGAACAUUUAUCCAUGUGACGUUUUUGGAAGUGAUUCCAUCAGAACUUAAAGAUGGUGGCCAUCGACUGCUAAAAGUUUUUUUUCUGUUUAUUGGUUUUUUGUUAUUAUUAAUUUGUUCAAUAUUACUAAAUGAAGGUGCUGGCCACAUACACUAAAAUGCCGGUAGCUUAUUUAUACAUUUUGUUUUAAACAGAUUAUCAUGUUAUUUUUCACUAAUCUCCUCUGUUAGGGAGUCAAGCAGGCAUGUUUAAAUAGGCAAUAUCGAGUGUAAUAUUAAUUUGUUUGUAGUUAAGCACAAGGGGCUAUCUGUGCUCUGCCCACCACGAGUAUCGAAACCCGGUUUCUAGCGUUGUAGGUCCGCAGACAUACCGCUGUGUCACUGAUUUCAUACAAAUACUCUUGAUUUUUGUCAAAGUGCUUGGUAUUUAGUAAAACGUGGAGAUACACAAUAUACACUUUGGAGUUAACAUGAUUUUGUCUUUCAAACAACUUGUGUAGGUUUACAUAGCUCCACGAGUUCUUUAAUAGAAAAGAUGAAACUGUAAUGUUGAAUACUAUUAAACAAGUAUAUCAAACCAAAACAUGAUUUCUCGGUCAGUUACUCUUAUUUGAACUUCACUAUCUUAAAUAAUUAAAGAAAAGCCAAAUAUAUUGAUAUAAGUCGUAUCAUGUGAUGUACACUGGAAGCUGAAUUUGACUUUCGGAUUAAAUGUGUAUGUUAGUGGUUGUCUCCAUGCGAGUUGUAAGAGUAAACUGUAAAUUGAGACUCAUGCUGCAGUAGGAGUGUAGUGCCAUUAUAUUCAUAGUUUUCAAAAUUUACGAGUUGUAGCCUCGUGACAUAUGAAAAAACAACAACAAGAAACAACAACAGGUGUUUGACUUUGUCUAACUUCAACAACAUCACAAGAGAUUAGCCAGUCAUUUAUUAAAAACAAGGUAUUGACGGACAUCAAUUUUUGGUAACAAUUUUUGGUAAUUUUAACAUAAUCCAUUUACAU
This is a messenger RNA of Limulus polyphemus (Atlantic horseshoe crab), 2306 nucleotides long. Its product is annotated as zinc transporter ZIP3-like. The transcript is spliced from 3 exons. Gene Ontology annotation, cellular component: plasma membrane. The coding region runs from base 183 to 1463 and encodes 426 amino acids. Gene Ontology annotation, molecular function: zinc ion transmembrane transporter activity. The record is from RefSeq and is a predicted model, not a curated record. NCBI's taxonomy places the organism in Eukaryota, Metazoa, Arthropoda, Merostomata, Xiphosura, Limulidae. Gene Ontology annotation, biological process: zinc ion transmembrane transport.